UAACCGCCUAAGGCUGGCAACAAAAUUCCACCUCCGGACUCCAGUUAUGGGAGAAGAUAGAGAAAUGGCGCCGGAAUCGAACUUGGAAGCAUCUCCAGUAAUAAACACUCUUCAGUGGCUGGAACACUGCCAUGAAAAUGGAGUUGAAGUUAACGAUGCAGAAGAAGAACGAUUUCAACUUCACGCUGAUGAAAAUGGCCCUACUCAUCAUCCUUCUGCUCCACCCGAUGAGAUUUUUGAUAUCUCGACGACGGUUGAUCCUAGAUAUAUAAUUUCUUUGAUACGCAAGCUUUUACCUGCUGAUGAAAGACAAGGUGAUGAUCUUCUAGGAUUGUCUGUAUGGAACAACUCCACUCAAAGAUCAGAUGCUGAUCAAAUAGUAGAUGGUGCGUCCUCUCCAAAGAGAAAUAGUGGUCUGAACAACUUAAAUGGUGAUUUAGAGACUAUGGAAAGUCAACCUGUUGGUCUUGAGCAACCUUCAAGAUCAGCAGGUCCUGAUGACAAUGACACUGGCCUUCCUAAGAAGACAGCUAGAGAAGAGGUUUGGGAAGAAUGUGGUUGCGUUUUGUGGGACCUCGCUGCUAAUAAGGAACAUGCAGAAUAUAUGGUUCAGAACCUCGUGCUUGAAGUCCUUUUGGCCAAUCUUCUGACAUCUGACUCCGUCCGUAUUACAGAAAUUAGCCUUGGAAUUAUAGGCAACCUUGCCUGCCAUGAAGUUCUUAUGGACAAGAUAACCUCCACUAAUAAAUUGUUGGAGACAAUCGUAGAUCAAGUGUUCUCAGAUGACCCUCCUUGCCUAUGUGAAGUCUGCAGGUUGCUUACAUUGGGUCUUCAAGGUUCCCAGUCUGUUGUGUGGGCAAGAGCACUACAGUUGGACCACAUUUUGAGCCGUGUUCUUUGGGUUGCGGGGAAUACCUUAAAUCCGGUUCUCAUUGAGAAGAGCAUUGGAUUAUUUUUAGCUAUUAUGGAAAACCAACAUGUGGUGCCUAUUCUUCUUCCAACAUUUAUGAACUUGGGGCUGCCAGACCUUUUGGUCAGUCUCCUGGCUGUGGAGUUGGGCAAAUUAACAAGUGACAGAACAUCUGAGAGGUAUCCUGCACUUGAUUCUAUUCUUCGUGCAGUUGAAGCCCUUUCUGUCACUGAUGAUUAUUCAGAACGGAUAAGUUCAAAGAAGGAAGUUGUUCAGAUGGCUAUUGAGCUGAUCAAAAUCCCUGAAAAGAUCGAGAUCUCCAGUUCCUGUGUAACUGCAUCAGUUUUGCUAGCAAACAUUCUGGCUGAUUCUCCUGAUAUGGCUUUCAAAUUGUCAGAAGAUUUCCUUUUAUUGCAGUCUCUCCUUGAUUUAUUUCCUUUUACCUCAGAAGAAUUUGAGGCAAGAAAUGCAUUAUGGAGUAUUUUGGCCAGACUUCUGGUUCGUGCCCAAGAAGCAGAGAUGAGCUCUUCAAGGUUCAGCCAAUUUGUGUUGAUGCUUGUAGACAGAUCAGAUAUGUUAGAAGAUGCCCUCCUUGAGAGCGAUUGGGAAAAAUCUCCUAAACGUGAUAACCUUACCACAUCAGAAGCCAAGUUUGACUCAAGUACUGCAGCUAUUAAAUGCAUUGUUAAAAUUCUGAAUCAGUGGAAUCUGGUGAAGGACGAGGUAUCUGUAGUGUGCACUGAUGAGGACAGUGUAAGGAAAAGUUAUCCUGAUGAUAGAGAUGUUCAGAAAUUACUUGACUGCUGUCUCAAACACGCAAGCUAGGAUUAACAAUGCAGGUUCAGUGUAUACUUUUACCACAGAACUGGAAAUUUUGUACACCAAAAGGCUUUCAAAUCUGCCUGUAUUGCUUUUACUGGGAUUUUGUGGCUGUUUACAAGUUGCAUCAUCGAGGAACUCAUGGAUCUUCCACUUCGAAAUAGUAAACCUCAAGAUAAUUUUGGCCAGGAGAAAAGCGGCCUUGAGUCUGAAAUUUCUGCUAGGAGCAUGUAUACUUGGAAUUUUUGAAAAAUUUUAUAACAGUUUUGUUGUACAGCAAUAGAAGUCUAUCUAAGCCUCAAUGUGUAACGUAUGGUGUAGAAUCUGUAGAUUAAUACAAAAGAGAAACAUGUAGAGGAAUAUUGUUGCCAUGUUUAAUUGAGAACAGAGCAAUGUACGGUCGCACGAAGAACAAUGGCAUUCCCACCUUUCUGCACUGUAAACUUGA
This is a messenger RNA of Spinacia oleracea (spinach), 2177 nucleotides long. RefSeq lists its product as uncharacterized. Lineage: Eukaryota; Viridiplantae; Streptophyta; Magnoliopsida; Caryophyllales; Amaranthaceae. The transcript is spliced from 12 exons. The record is from RefSeq and is a predicted model, not a curated record. The coding region runs from base 47 to 1735 and encodes 562 amino acids.